GCAGUCCUCAUAUUUCAGAUUAUAUUAGAGUGACUGUUAGCUAUGCCAUUAUACCAUCACUGGCCACUGUUCACUUGGGAGCUAAGAUAUGCUUUACCACACACCUCACUGAAGAUCAUCCUGAUAGUAGUUGGGAGGCAGGUGGUAAAGGAGUCAUACAGUUCAAGGACGGCACUAGUGUAGCUAGAGCCGUUGGUACUGGUAGAGCUGUAGUCUAUCAUAAAGUGGAGGGAAUGGUGGAUACUCAUACUGAAAUAUCUGUUGCUACUGUUAAACGUGUGUUCAUCAAUGUUUCUUCUUCUCUACCAGUCUUCACUAAUGCUCAUCGGCUGGAAAACCUAGGGCAUUACCUGGUACCUGUUGAGUUCAAGGAUGAACAUAAUGACUCUGAUUUUACACUAUUACAAGCUAGCACUGACAAGAACUGUCUUAGUGAGAAUCAGCGAGUGAAGGAUUGUGUGGCUAACGGGGAAGAGAGAGGCAGUCCUGGUCUAUUGUACCUCCAACAAGUCUCUUUUGAUUGUAUUCUUGAGCUACGGAACGAAGGGAACCUCCUGCCCACGUCCAAUUACAUCAUAGCCCGCUCUUAUUUUGAUCCCCUCACAGGUUCCAGUGCCUGUCAGUUGCUUGAGGCACCAGGUGAUGCUGAGAGUUCUAAAUCCCUCUCUCUCAUGGCUGGCCUUCUCACUCAGUUUGAGGGUGAAGGCUAGAGACUUUGA
Amphimedon queenslandica is the source of this 719-nucleotide messenger RNA. RefSeq lists its product as uncharacterized. Lineage: Eukaryota; Metazoa; Porifera; Demospongiae; Haplosclerida; Niphatidae. Bases 234 to 710 code for a protein of 158 amino acids. The record is from RefSeq and is a predicted model, not a curated record. The transcript is spliced from 3 exons.